CUGACGGGUAGUCGGGGGGGAAUCAUCGGUAAGAAUCAUUUAUCAGGAGUUAUCACCGGGGCCUGAACGCCUCACAGCGCGAGAGCCUCAAAGAGACACGAGGGUACCGAACUGAAACGAACGCGUCGGCCUGGAGAGCACCUGAACGCAUCUGAUGGACUAGGACCACUUCUGGUACCUAGAAAAGACUUUAGAGGAACCAACACCACGUCAGGUCUCACUGGACCAGGUCUCUCUGGACCAGGUCUCGUCUGGCCGCCGGUCAGAAGGCGGUAAUGGGCGUCGGCUCCUUGGGCCUCGUGGUCCUGUGGCUGCUGCCGCUGACGUUGGGUCAGAACCAGACCGCCAAGUCCACCGAGGACCGGCCGACGCCCCGGGGGAGGGCCGGCUGGAGGUCGGUCUCAGAGCUCGCAGGCAAAGCUUCGCCGGCGUCCACGAUGUCGGCGCCGCCCGGCUCCACGCCGCCUCGGUCCCACGGCUCCACGGAGGGCAGCGAGUCCACGACGGAGAAACCGUCGAACGCCACGCCGCCGAGCGACUCGACCGGAACCACGAGACCGCCGGGCAGCUCGGCCCAAACUCCCUCCGCCGCAGAUGGGCCGACCCAACCGCCCACACGCCCAACGCCGUCUACGAGCCUCACCCCGACCACCUCUACCGGACCCGCUGAGAACCAAACCGCCAGUACGAGCCCGGUGCCACGCGGGACGCCAAGGGCCACGCCGAAGACGCCAAGGGCCACGCCGAAGACGCCAAGGGCCACGCCGAAGACGCCCGAUGGGUCGUACCACGGUAAAGUGGUGGCGGGGCUGAUCGGCGGCGCCCUGCUGGUCAUGGUGGUGGGAUUCCUGCUCAUCUACGUCAAGAAACGGCGGCUUCAGAAGCAGCAGAUGGAGACCGGCGACUGGGCCGGGCCCUCGCCGUUCCUGGCCGGCGGAGCCAGCGGCCCGGCUGCGGCGGCGAGGCCGUCCAACCGGCUCUCCCUCGCCGGCUUCCUGAGGCUCUCCAGGAGGCUGUCGGCGCUCCCCGAGACCGGCGAGGAGUUCGUCAUGGUGACCACGUUCGGAAGGAAAGCGAGCUCGCUCCCCCGAGAGGACGCCGGGGCGGCGGGGCUCCGGAGCAACGGCCACGCUCCAGAGACGGCCGAGCACAACAACAACACGUCGGAGCAGGGCGGCGCCGCCUGACGACCACACAGGAAGCCGCCUCGCCGUGUUUGAGGAACGAGAAAAGAGAGAGAUUCUGUUCAACGUGACAGAGACAAAGAUCCUAAAUCAUGAGAAGAUGCACAGCGCGAUGUUUAAGUCAGGAAUCAAGUUUUUAUGAGACUCGUGAAUGUUGAGCAGAUUGUUUUGUACUUUUUGGUUUUGAUGUCACUUUGCACAUAUUAUUAAAUAUUAUUAAAUACUUCUCAGCCUCUCAGGAACAAAUUAAACAUCUUCAAACCGA
Pseudoliparis swirei is the source of this 1449-nucleotide messenger RNA. Its product is annotated as nascent polypeptide-associated complex subunit alpha, muscle-specific form-like. Bases 276 to 1187 code for a protein of 303 amino acids. The record is from RefSeq and is a predicted model, not a curated record. NCBI's taxonomy places the organism in Eukaryota, Metazoa, Chordata, Actinopteri, Perciformes, Liparidae. The transcript has a single exon.